Molecule: messenger RNA, 5242 nt
Organism: Spinacia oleracea (spinach)
Lineage: Eukaryota; Viridiplantae; Streptophyta; Magnoliopsida; Caryophyllales; Amaranthaceae
Product: LRR receptor-like serine/threonine-protein kinase RGI1
Exons: 4
Coding region: 346-3738 (1130 amino acids)
Biological process (GO): protein phosphorylation
Molecular function (GO): ATP binding; protein kinase activity; protein binding
Source: RefSeq, a predicted model, not a curated record
CUCCCGUUCCCACUUCACAGAAACAGAGGCAUUCAAGGUGCUAAACUGCUGUUCCAUUGCAAAUCUCUAGGUAUUCCUUGCUUCACUCCCUUAUUUUUCCUUUUAUUAAUCAACACCUUCUUUGGUGUCUCCCUUUUUAUUCCUUAAUUUAUUUCUCCCCUUUUUUCACUCUCUGUUUUUGGUUGGUUUUUUGAGUUCAUACCAAGCAAGACAUAUUAACACAGAAACAGAGGAGAAAUUUUAGACAACAGAAGAAAGAAAUUUUAUUUUUUCCACCCAAACACAAACCAAUGAAGAAAUUUGUUGGAAUUUGAGGCAGAUGUUUUUCUAACGGAGAGCCAUAUAAUGUUUAAUUCGAACCCAAAACAUCACCAUUUCACAUUCUCAUUUCACUUGCUUUUCUUUAUCACCGCUUUCGCCUUCUCCGCCGCCGCCAACGAUGAAGCUACCAUCCUCUACUCAUGGCUCUACCACCGUGACAACCACCUUGCACCACUACCGGAGCUUUCUAAUUGGAAUUCAAUGGACCCCACACCAUGCAAAUGGGCUUCAAUCAAAUGCUCACCUCAAAAAUUUGUUACUGAAAUCAACAUUCGAUCUCUCUCUCUUCAACUCCCUUUUCCUUCAAAUCUCUCCUCUUUUAACUCUCUCCAAAAGCUCACCAUUUCUGGGUCCAACUUAACCGGGACCAUCCCAAAUGAGAUUGGAAAUUUUCCUUCAUUAAUCUCCAUUGAUAUUAGCUCAAAUUCCUUAUCUGGGUCAAUCCCAAUUUCUAUUGGGAAGCUCAAAAACCUUCAAGAUUUAAUCUUGAACUCGAACCAACUCACUGGGUCAAUCCCACCUCAACUCGGUGAUUGCUCGAGUUUGAAGAACUUGUUCCUUUUUGAUAAUCAGAUUGGCGGUAAUUUACCCCCUGAACUAGGGAAACUUUACAAUCUUGAGGUAAUUAGAGUCGGGGGUAAUAAAGACAUUGUGGGUAAAAUCCCAGAUAAUUUUGGUGAUUUGAGCAAUCUUACUGUUCUUGGUCUUGCUGAUUCUGGGAUUUCAGGUUCAUUACCUUCUAAUUUGGGUAAGCUUUCAAAGCUUCAGACACUUUCAAUUUACACAACAUCUAUUUCUGGUGUGAUUCCUGCUGAAUUGGGUAAUUGUUCUGAGCUUGUUAAUGUUUAUUUGUAUGAGAAUAGUUUAUCUGGGUCAAUCCCACCUGAGUUUGGGAAGCUGAAAAAGCUUGAAAAAUUGCUGCUUUGGCAGAAUUCUAUCGCGGGUUCUAUCCCAGAAGAAAUUGGGAAUUGUACUAGUUUGAGAACUGUUGAUGUUGCUUUGAAUUUGAUUUCGGGUUCGAUUCCUUUGUCAAUUGGGGGUUUGUCUAAGCUUGAGGAGUUUAUGAUUAGUAAUAACAAUGUGACUGGUUCUAUUCCUACGGUUUUGUCAAACUGUAGUAAUUUGGUUCAGUUGCAGUUGGAUACUAAUCAGAUUUCGGGUUUGAUUCCACCGCAACUCGGCUUGCUUUCGAAGCUUACUGUGUUCUAUGCUUGGGCUAACCAGCUUGAAGGGAGCAUUCCUUCAAGUUUAGCUAGUUGUAGUAACCUAGAGUCUCUUGAUUUGUCUCGUAACUCUCUCACUGGUAGCAUUCCACCAGGGUUGUUUCAGAUUAAAAACCUUACUAAACUUCUGCUGAUUUCCAAUGACAUUUCUGGUAUUCUCCCUCCUGAAAUUGGUAACUGCACCUCCUUGAUUAGGCUUCGACUUGGACAUAACCGGAUAGCUGGGGAAAUACCUCCAGUGAUUGGGGGUCUUAAAAUGUUAAACUUCCUUGAUUUUUCUAGUAACCGCUUUUCUGGCAUAGUUCCUGAUGAGAUUGGGAGUUGUAGUGAGUUGCAGAUGCUAGACCUUAGCAGUAACAACUUAGGGGGUUCUUUGCCUUCUACAUUGUCAUCCCUCUCUUCUCUACAAGUGUUGGAUGCUUCAUCCAAUGGAUUUGUGGGUGAAAUCCCGGCUAGUUUUGGCCGUCUUGUGUCACUAAACAAGCUUGUUUUGAGCAAGAAUAUGAUCACUGGAUCAAUACCAUCAUCUUUAGGGCUAUGUUCAAGUCUCCAAUUGCUCGAUCUUAGCAGCAAUAAGCUUAAUGGAGAGAUUCCAAACGAGUUGUGCAAGAUUGAGUCUCUUGGAAUUGCUCUCAAUCUGAGUGGAAACAUGCUUUCUGGUAAAAUCCCAUCUCAGUUAUCAGCAUUAAACAAGCUCUCAAUAUUAGACCUCUCACACAACAAGCUCAGUGGGGGUUUAAGCCCACUUGAAGACCUUGAUAACCUUGUUUCCCUCAACAUUUCCUACAACAACUUCACUGGAUUCCUCCCUGAUAACAAACUCUUCAGGCAACUUCCUUCAGCAUCUUUGGAAGGUAAUGACAGGCUGUGUUCAGUUGGGAAGGACUCGUGUUUCUCUAGCAAUUUCGAUGCUGCUUCAGAAUCUAAUGAUGAAGUAAAAAAAGCUCGGAUUCUCAAAGUAUCCAUUGCUUUGCUUAUUAUUUUAACAAUUGCAAUGGUGAUAAUGGGUGUUUUUGCUAUGGUUCGAGCACGAAAAACUGUAACAGACGAGGAUUCAGAGUUAGGUGAUUCAUGGCCUUGGCAUUUUACUCCUUUCCAGAAGCUUAGUUUCUCAGUUGAUCAAGUGCUAAAAUGUCUAGUGGACUCAAAUAUCAUCGGUAAAGGGUGUUCAGGUAUGGUUUAUCGAGCUGAUAUGGAAAAUGGUGAAGUCAUCGCUGUGAAAAAGCUAUGGCCUACCGCAUCAAAGAGUGAAGAUGAAAAGAGUGGAGUACGAGACUCAUUUUCUACCGAGGUUAAGACCCUGGGAUCAAUUCGCCACAAGAACAUUGUUAGAUUUCUUGGGUGUUGUUGGAACCGAAAUACAAGGUUGCUUAUGUAUGAUUACAUGCCAAAUGGGAGCUUGGGGAGUUUAUUGCAUGAGCGUUCAGGGAAUGCCUUAGAGUGGGGCCUUAGGUAUCGAAUCAUACUUGGUGGUGCACAAGGUCUUGCCUAUUUGCAUCAUGAUUGUAUUCCACCAAUAUUUCAUCGGGACAUCAAGGCAAACAAUAUACUCAUCGGCCCAGAGUUCGAGCCUUAUAUUGCAGAUUUUGGCUUAGCCAAACUUGUUGAUGAUGGUGAUUUUAAUCGCUCCUCUAACACAGUUGCUGGAUCUUAUGGAUACAUCGCUCCUGAAUAUGGUUACAUGAUGAAGAUAACAGAGAAGAGCGAUGUUUAUAGCUACGGAGUAGUAAUGUUGGAAGUCCUGACUGGAAAACAACCCGUAGAUCCCACUAUCCCCGGAGGAAUGCAUAUCGUUGAUUGGGUGAGGCAAAAGAAGGGAGGGAUUGAAGUCCUGGAUCCAUGCUUAUUAUCUAGACCUGAAACCGAGAUUGAGGAAAUGGUGCAAGCGUUAGGGAUUGCGCUGCUAUGCGUAAGCACUUCACCAGGAGAAAGACCGACAAUGAAAGACGUGGCAGCAAUGCUCAAGGAGAUUAAAGAUGAAAAGGAAGAAUAUGCCAAGGUUGAUAUCUUGCUUAAGGGCUCACCUACAACAAGAAAUGAUCAAGGAAAUAAGAGUCCAAAAACUAGCGAAUUACCAGUCGGAACCUCAACAUCAAGACUUACUAAUGUGGAAAGCUUCUACCCAGAAAGCAAUAAUACAAGCUUUUCUGCAUCCUCAUUGCUUUACUCAUCUUCUAGUCCUAGGUUGAGUUGAGAAAUAAUGAAAUGUAAAACCAAAGUUUUCAACUAGAAUUUGCUCAUCAAUACUACUAUUUAAUAACAGGGAUAUUUAAAGCCCAUCUAGAGAGCCACGUGUCCCGUUUUGUUUUUCCUUUUUCUCAUUCUCCAUUCUCCAUUCUCCUUCUCUGCUUCUUCCCAUGUCUCUUACUCUCCCCUUCCUCUCUUUCCUGCUACCCACCUCCCAAACGACACCUUCCUUCAGAUUUCAAUUUCCUGUCUUUUAUGAAGUUUUAUCCUUCCCUCCCCAAUAAUUAAUUUCAAAAACUGCUCUCAUCAAAUUCCUCUCCAAUUCAUUAAUUAAUUCCUCUUCUAUAAUAUCCCGUGUUCCUAAAUUCCUCAACUUUUCAAAUCUCAUCCUCUCUGAUACUCGAGUUUGUUUUGGCCCUAGAAAGUGCUAUACAGUAAUGGGAUUUUGGUUUAUGAAAAAAGAUGAAGAAAAGAGAAGGAGUGUAGAGCUUUUCAAUUGCGAAUAAUGAAGAAUUUGGUAUCUAUUGUGUCAUUGAAGAAGAAGAAUAAAAUGAAAAUGUUUUAAGGUUGCUGCUGGAAAAGAAUCCAGAUCUUUUAGACGCAGUUGAUAAUAAGGGAUUCAAUGUGCUUCACCAAUGGGCAGAAACAACACAAGUUUGGCCAUUAAACUUUCUUUUAAAUGGGGAUUUUCCUGCUGCAAGGUCUAAACUCUAAAGUGUUCAGGCAUGACAGAUAAGAAAGAGGGUGAUAGUCCAUUACAUAUUGCAGCAAGGUCUAAGAAUGCUGUUGAUAUUGUUCGAGUGCUUAUACAUGGUUACCAGCAAGAAGCAUGGGAAACUCUAGAGCCACUAUAUGAUUUCCCUCCUUGGAAAACAAAGAACAAAAAUGGGGAUACACCAUUACGUACACACCACUCUAUCUUCAAAACAUGAUGAACAACUUGCGUUGUACAGUAUCUUUUAUCGUUGGAUUCAACAUUAUGUGAAAUUCAUAACAAUAAGGGUGAGAUCCCUCUCCUUCUUGCUGUUCUGCUCUUUUUUUUUUCAUUUUAUAUAUCAGUUGUCGUGCAAAUAAAUGAUACUCGUAUGACAGUGUGAUGCUUAAUUGAAAUUUAUCUCUGUGAUGGAUAUUUCCUUGAAUCAUUUGCAUCUUUAGCUUUGUGCAUAUGUUUUUGUAGUUCUUUACAGAAGUAAUUCAUUUUGAUGCCUAUAUUGAUAAGAAGUUGGACUUGAUGUACAAAAAGAAAUGGGAUUAAGGUUUGAAGUUGACUGUAACUGACCGCAAAGCUGUAUUAUAUCGCCCAGAAGAACAGAAAAAAAAAUGAAGGAUUAUAAACUACGUAGUAGUAGGAGGAAUGUUUUAAAUUGGAUCACUACAUAGUAUGGGAGGGAUAAACUUUUAUGUAACUAUCAGGCCCGGCCCUGAGGGUUGAAACGAGGGGCGGCCGCCCUGGCCCCCGGAUGCAAAGGGCCCCAAAUUAAUAGUCUGUUAAUUAAAAUAAAAACGGCAAU